AUGCUUACAGGAACAGAUAACUACACUUUGUGGAGCAAAGCAAUGCAGUUGGCUUUGCUUGGGAAGAACAAAGUAGGAUUCAUUGAUGGAACAGUGAAACGAGAUCAGUAUUCAGGGAGUUUGGCUCAACUGUGGGAUCGAUGUAAUGCCAAUAUUGUUUCAUGGAUUCUGUGCAAUGUGAGUAAAGAUCUACACAGUGGUGUUCUUUUCUGUUUAGAUACACAUUUGAUUUGGGAAGAUCUAAAGGAAAGAUUCAACAAGAUCAACAGUUCUCGUGUGUUUCAGCUACAUAAGGAGAUCUUCACACUCGUUCAAGGUGUGUCUUCUAUCUCAGUAUACUACUCAAGACUCAAAGAUCUUUGGGAUGAAUAUGAUAGCAUCAUGCCACCACUAGCUUGUAAUUGUCCUAAGUCUAAAGAGUUUUUUGAGCACCUACAAUAUCAGAGAAUGUUGCAAUUUCUCAUGGGACUUAAUGAUGGUUAUGCUCAGGCUCGUAGUCAAAUUCUGUUGAUACAUCAACUUCCUAGCAUUAAUCAAUUUUAUGCCAUGAUAAGCCAAGAUGAAAGUCAGAAACUAGCAGCAAAUUUAAGUCGGUCAAUGCCAGAAAGUUUAAAUCCUACAGCAAUGUAUACAUCAAGAUCUAAUUCUAGGAAUAAGAAGCCAUAUAAUCCUAAUGCCUUUUGUGAUUAUUGUCACAUGAAGGGACAUAUGAGAAGUGAUUGUAACAAACUAUUGAAGUGUGAUCAUUGUCACAAAACUGGGCAUGUAAAGCUGGAUUGUUUCAAACUUAUUGGAUAUCCUUUAGAGUUCAAAGGAAAGAGAGACACAGUUGUUGCAGGGAACUCAAUCUAUGAGGAAUCAUUCAUCCAUCAGCAUGCUCCACAACCUGCUCAAAAGGAGUUUCAUCCAGCUGUAGAAUCUGGGAUGAUGCCAUUGCCAAUGUUUACACCACAACAACAUUAG
This is a messenger RNA of Solanum lycopersicum (tomato), 963 nucleotides long. RefSeq lists its product as uncharacterized. Lineage: Eukaryota; Viridiplantae; Streptophyta; Magnoliopsida; Solanales; Solanaceae. The record is from RefSeq and is a predicted model, not a curated record. Gene Ontology annotation, molecular function: nucleic acid binding; zinc ion binding.